AUGGCAGGCUUCGCCUCAGAGCCCUUAGUGUGCGAACGGUUUCACUCGCGGCACGACCCUCACUGGCUGCUGGAGUUUUUGCCUUCGCCGCUCUGCUUGGCUUGCGCCAUUGAGACGCUGAAGGAGGACGGAGUCUCGCUAAUACGCAAGAAGCAUGUGGUCUCUUGUCUCCGAGAUGUUCUGACUCAGCAUGCAACAAGAGUCAUCCCAUUGUUCGUUCAGAAUGAAAGAAUAUGUGCUUAUUUUAUAGCAACUUUGUUUGGAAUCUUACAAAUUGUAGAAGACAGCAAUAUCCUGGAUUUACUUAUUGAAGUAUUAGUACAGUUGGUAGUAGAGCUGAAAUUGGAGAGGUAUCUGCAUUAUCUAUUGGAUGAAUGUCAGAAAGAGUUAUGCAAGAUAGCCACAACAAGAAAUAGUUUGCCUGUAUUUAUUCUUCUUGGAAAGUUGGCAGAUGCUAUUCCAUUGUUUGCUGAUACUUUAGUGACUGAACACAGUAACCUGAUUGAGCAUCUGACUGCAGGUUUGAUGUACCCCAAUGAGAGGAUAAAAGCUGCUGUAUGUUAUCUUUAUGGCAAACUGUAUGCUGUCCCCAGUGCUGCAGAGCAGUUGACUAUUCAUUUCAAAGAUAAACUUAAUAGUCUCAUUCUGACUACUUUGAAGGAUGCUCAGACCAUGGAACUGCAACUUAACUCUGUAGGUUUAUUAAAGCAAUUGCUGAAAUAUGAUAAUUUUGUUUCAAUUAUCAUGAGUUUUACAGGAAAAGCAGUAGUUUCUGCAAGUCCUGAGUUAUUUGAAGGAGAUAGUUUAUUACCUUUAAUUCUCAAGAAGUUGCUAUUAUCAAGAGAUGAAAUAUUACAGGUGGCAAGUACACAAUGCAUGGCUGCUAUAUUGGUGCACUCUCCAGCUAAAUAUGCUCCUGCUUUUAUCCAUGCAGAUAUUCCAGAAUUUCUAUUUGAAUGUCUCUUCUGCAUGAGUGAAAGUCUCAUCUGGUCAGUUUAUUGUUGCCUGUUGCUCCUUACUGAAGAACAGCUUUUCUUUUCCAAAUGCCACACUGUCUAUGGCAUAGAACCUUUUAUAAAGAGCUUGAAAGAAACUUUGCAUCUUAAUAAUAUAGAAUUGCAAAAACAAGGACUUCUACUUUUUACUGAAAUUUUGAAAAAGCAACCGGAAGAUAUUAAAUUAUUUACAAAUAUUGCUACAUUUAAAGAUGCUGUUAGUGUUCUAAUGGAAGCUGUGAAAUGCCCUGUUACUGAAGUAGCAUCUGAAGCAGUGAAAGCUGUUACUGCAAUUUUGAGAAAGGAUCAUGUGAGCUUUCCACCUAUACAAUAUGAGCAACUACAGAAAUUGAUUGAAACUAUAUUGAUUCGAUGUAAUGAUCUCCCACUGGCACCGUUUAGUAAGAGGCUGAUGGAUCAUCGAGGGGAUAGAUGUAACAAUAGAGCACUUUCACAACAGGCACAGUUCUUGCAGAGUGCCUUGGAAAGCUUCAGAAAUGCUUGUAGUUUAGCUGUGCAAUACCAAAAAGAUCCUCUGGCUCAGAAGAAUGCCUUUACAGCUCCAAAUUCAGAGAAUAUUGAGACAUUGAAAAGAUUUUCGGAAUUUCUUCUAUGGAUAUCUGAUUCACUUUGCAUUCCCCUGGUCAUGAAAUAUUCUGAAAGGGCUGUCCGCCCAGGUAUUAUGGAAGUCUUCAUCUCAGCACUUAGCAUCCUGUUCAAUGUUGUGCCCGACAUGCAUAAGAGAUUAUCCAUUAAGAUGGCAUCUUCUUCUUUCAUCCAGCUGAACCUGGAAUUGAAAGCUAAAUUCUGCAGUGGACAAAGUAAUGCUGCCUUGAAUCAAGCUUGUUCUAGUUUUCUUCAUAGCAUGUGCCUCAGUCUUCAUUUGUCCUCUGAGAAAAUGGUGGAUUCCUCAAAACAAAAGCAAGAAAUAUCUGAACUCCUGUGGAAGACUCUGCCCCUAUUAAACUUCAGUGCACUGGAAAGUCUCAGACUCUUAUCUGAAACCCCAGAUCCCUUAUGUUUAAAUGAAACACUUCGUAAUCAGCAAUAUAGCCUUCUGUUUCUUUUCUACCUUGCUUUUAGUCAUGAAGACAGAAUUGUUCCAGAAGCAGAUCUAUUCUCAGCUAUAUCAAGUUUUCUUCUGUCUGUUGAGGACCAGGGAGAUUGUCCACCUCCAUAUAUUGUUAAAGCUAUUUUGUAUCUUCUGGCAAUUUGUCAGCACAAAAGUAAAGUUUUAGAUUUGCCAUGCCUUUCUGCUAUAAGGAAAAUCCUGGAUGUUAUAUCUGAUCUCAGCCUAGUGUAUGUUCAUCAUCCUCUACUGCUUAAGUUCUUUUUACAAUAUCCUGAUCUUAUGGGAAGAUUUGGUCAUUGCAUCCUUCAACUCUGGUUUUCCUAUGAAGAUUUCUCCCAAACUGAAUAUGAAGAUGCUGCCACAAGAGGCUCUGUUGACUUUUCUGACUCUUCAAUCAACUUUAAUAGUUUGAUUUGCUUGCUAAAAGCCAAUCCCAGUGCUGUACUUGUAUUACUGGAUCUAGUCUGCUUUGGCACCAAUGAAGUGGCUCAAAAAGUCUUAAUUUCACUGAAAAAAUUCUUAAGAAUAGCUGAGGAUCUCCAUGUCUGUGACCUUCUUCGAAGCCAGUUUCUACAGAUUUUGCAACAGCUUUUAGUAGACAAUAAUUCCAGUAUUUCACAAGCAAGCCAGAAUGUGCCACUUUUGUUAAAUCUCCUUUUCCUGGUUCAGCUGAGAUAUGCAACAGAACAAGAGUUGGAUAAUACAGGCUUCAGACUGCUUCGCUUAGUUAUCAAUUUGUGUGGGAAAUGUAAUCCAACAGACACUGAAAUUCUUCAACCAUCCCUGAACUUUCUUUAUUGGAGCCUUCAGCAGACAAUUCGUUCCAGCCAACAAAUAGUGGUAGUAUUGUUACUUUCCAAUAAAUCUUUGAUAAAGCUCCUUGAGAAAGUCCUCUACUGCACCUGGAUGGCAACCUCUUUCUCUGAACCUGUCUUCUCCUCAUCCAUUGAAUCACUUAUUUGUUCUGCUUGGCUUUUGACAGCUUCACUCUUGACUCAACAAAAUAUUUACAAUACAGAGGUUCAUCACAUGAUCUCCUUGGAUGUGGACAAGGUCUUCAAUGCAGUUGCAUACAGAAAAAAGAGCAUAUUAUUCUUUGUUAGCAUCCUUCAGUUUUUGAGAGCCUUCUUUAAGGAGAACCUCUGUUCAUCCUUUGUGAAGUUUAUUGUCCAGUCCACAGAUGAACAGAAAAAGGAACUGCCACAGUCAAAAGAGAAUAUUUCCUUGUUUCCACUGGCUAUGUGGCAUGUACUGUCCUUGGUUGCUAGAUUACAAAACCUACUUGUCCAGAAGGACUUUUUGCUAUCACAGACUGUUAUUGGAUGUCUUGAAGUCUUGUUGGAAUAUCUGUAUCUGAAAAAUCAGAGCACCGCGUGUCAUAUUGCCUCACACCCAUGGAAUAAAUUUCUAUUGGUCACACUUUUAGAUGGUAAUGAGAAUUCCUUUCUUAACUCAGAAAUUCUGAGACUCAUUAGUUUGUUUAUGAAAUAUCAGGACAUCAGGACUGUUUCUGAAAUUGAAAUUACCCAUAUUCUUGAAGAAGCAGCUCAUAUCAACGUGCUAGAACUUUCUAAUGACACAAUCAGUGCUCUUCGCUCGUUUCUUCUUCAGCUUCAAAAAAUAAAAUAUGAAGUGAAUUCAAGCAAAAAAGCUGUGAUCCAAACAUUAUUGGAGAACCUCCCACCCGUAAACAGGCCUCAAUGGACCCAUCAAGGCCUGGUGUAUCUUUUUUCAGAGGAUAUCUAUAGAGGUAUUAAAGUGAAGUACAGUCUGCUUUGUCGUUGA
Ahaetulla prasina is the source of this 3852-nucleotide messenger RNA. RefSeq names its product meiotic double-stranded break formation protein 1 (gene MEI1). The transcript is spliced from 30 exons. Gene Ontology annotation, biological process: meiosis I. Bases 1 to 3852 code for a protein of 1283 amino acids. Lineage: Eukaryota; Metazoa; Chordata; Lepidosauria; Squamata; Colubridae. The record is from RefSeq and is a predicted model, not a curated record.